Messenger RNA from Stomoxys calcitrans (stable fly), 2457 nucleotides. RefSeq lists its product as uncharacterized. The coding region runs from base 1 to 2457 and encodes 818 amino acids. Lineage: Eukaryota; Metazoa; Arthropoda; Insecta; Diptera; Muscidae. The record is from RefSeq and is a predicted model, not a curated record. The transcript has a single exon.
AUGGCUAAUAUGGAGAAAUUCGUGGAAGCGCAGAAGAAUUUAGCCGAAAGUAUGGUGAAAAUAAAAAAUAAGUUGAGUGAAGAACGGCUGACCAGAGCAGGGUUCGAUCAAUUGGAGAGAAAUUAUCAUGAUUCAGUCAAGAAAUUGAAGAGUAAUCAUGAAGUGAUGAUGACAAUAGAGCCCAAGAGCGAUGAUUACUUCGUAAAGGAUUUUUACGGAUUAAUGAUGAAUGGGCUGGUGAAGGAGGUUGAGGAGAUAAUAAGGAGUCGGGAGGUAACGGUUCAGGAGAAAAGCAACAAUGGCAGUGGCGCAGAAGGAAGUAAUCUGGGACUGCAGUUGGAGAGGAAAGAAGAGUUUGGGAGCAGGGAGGAAGCAGCAGUUGGAAAAGCGGCAAUGCUACAGGAGAAGCCGUCAAUAAGGAAAUAUUUUUUCCAAAAAAUCGAAAGAAUAGAGAAGAGAUUGGAAAGUGGUGAUGUCGAUGAGAGAGAUAUCGAAGAUAGUUUGCGGCAGUUGAAUGGAUUUUAUGACAAGUUGCUGGCAACGAAUGAAAUAGACGAGGAAGUCUUUGAACAAUACGAGGAGAUGACGGAAAGACUUAGUAUUCGACGGAAAGUCGUUGGAGAGCAAAAAAUGGAGAAAGCAGAGGGAAAAGAAAUCCGCAGCAACAUCAGGUUAAGCGAAGUGAGGAUACCCGAGUUCAGCGGCAAAAUUGAGGACUGGGAGUCAUUCCAUGACUUAUUUAAAAAUUUGGUGCAUAAUUCGCCUCAUUUUUCCGAAGUAGAGAAAUUAUACAGGCUGAAGGCAGCCAUUAAAGGAGACGCAGCUCAACUAAUUCAGCAUUUAAAAAUAACCGACUCCAAUUAUGAAGCUGCCUUUGAAUUAUUGAAGAAAAGGUACGAGAAUAGGAGAUUGAUGUUCACGAAUUUGUGUGAUAAGAUUCUGGACCAACCAGUAAUGAAUAGCGAUUCAGCGGCAAGUAUAAGACGCAUGCUUGACACUACCAAAAACUGUGUAAUGGCGUUGAGGGGCAUGAAUGUGUCUACAAAGGAUGCUGAACCAUUUAUUGCCAGAAUAAUUGUGAGAAAGUUUGAUAAGGAUGGGUUGCGGCUAUAUGAGCAACAAGUAAGGAAGCCGAGAGAAAUUCAAACUUUGGAUGAUGUCUUAGAAUUUUUGCAACAACAAUACCUUGCGUUGGAAGCGGCGGGAGAGCAGGAAGUGAACGUGAAGAGAAUUUAUGGAAACAAAAAUAAUAUGUCAACCAAAUUUUGCUACUUUUGUGAGAAAAGUGGGCACGGGGUGAUAGAAUGCAGGAAGAUGUUGGCAAUGACACCAGCAGAGAGAAAGCCUGCGGUAGCUGCGAAAAAAAUUUGUUUCGUUUGUCUUUUACACAGGACAGACAGAAAAUGCAAUAGUGUUGUGCGCUGCAACAAAUGUGGAGGUAAUCACCAUCAUUAUCUUCACAAUGGUGACCAAAGAAGCGUUAAUCAGCAAGUUAAUCCCACAUCAUCUAUGGUAAUUGAGAGAAAACAACAACAAGUUUUAUUGGCAACAGCAUUGGUAAAAGUACGGGCAGCGACGGGAGAAUUUGAGUUGCUACGGGCAAUGAUAGAUCAAGGGUCACAGAUAACAUCAAUUUCGGAAGAAGCUUCGCAGAUUUUGGGAUUGCCAAGGAUAAAAGAAAAAACGGAAAUACACGGCUUGGGUGGUACUUUGGUUGGUGUGUCGAAGUACAAAGUGGACUUAGUUAUAAAGCCAAGAUUUCUUAGCAAACAUGUAUUCAAUUCACAGGCGAUGGUACUACCUACGAUAAUGAGCCAGCAGCCAGGUAAAUCCUUCGACAUAGAUAUGAAGCAAUGGCGAAACUGUAUGUUGGCUGAUCCAUUCUUCAAUAAAUCCGAUCGUAUUGAUCUAAUAAUCGGUGGAGACAUUUACGCCGACAUAAUGGAAAAAGGGCAGAAGAGAGUAAGCGGUCCGUUCUCACAACAAACGAAACUUGGUUGGAUAGUAUCUGGAGCUCUAUCCAAUGGAAUAAGCAAAGUGGAAAAAGUGCAGGUGGCUGCGACGAACCUUGAACGUUUUUGGGAAGUAGAGGAAGUGGAAGCAGAAGAUCAGUGUACAAAUGAUGACCAGUGGUGCAUGCAGAAUUUUGAAAAAUCGACCGUUAUUCGAGAUGAUGGUCGAUUGAUGGUGUCAUUACCUUUUAAGGCUGAUAUGGAACUAGGCGAAUCCAAACCGCAAGCAAUGGCCAGGUUUUUGAAUGGUGAAAAGAAGUUGGAGAAAUAUCCAUCACUAAAAGCUGAAUAUAUAACCUUCAUGCGAGAGUAUCGGGAACUGGGUCAUAUGGUGCAAGUACCGAUGGAGAUGAAAGGAAAAUAUUACUUACCGCAUCAAGCCGAACAACGAAAGUGCGAGUGGUGUUUGAUGCAUCAGCGAAAACAUCGAAUCAAAGAAGUUUGA